Abrus precatorius (Indian licorice) is the source of this 3382-nucleotide messenger RNA. RefSeq names its product probable glucan 1,3-alpha-glucosidase. Gene Ontology annotation, molecular function: carbohydrate binding; alpha-glucosidase activity. Bases 269 to 3016 code for a protein of 915 amino acids. The record is from RefSeq and is a predicted model, not a curated record. The transcript is spliced from 6 exons. Gene Ontology annotation, biological process: carbohydrate metabolic process; N-glycan processing. NCBI's taxonomy places the organism in Eukaryota, Viridiplantae, Streptophyta, Magnoliopsida, Fabales, Fabaceae.
GUGGACAAGAAAAGGGUUUUGAAAUUUGGUGCCAAAAUUUCGCUUGUUUUUGGGUCAUGAGUACUGACACCAUAGUCUUGUCUAAACUGGACAAAAGCCCAAAUAAAUCCGAAAAAAAGGGUCAGAGCAUUACUGAAUGAGCGUGAGGGAGAUGCUUUGUAGUCUCGUCCUCUCCUUUACGUUGAACUGCACCAACCAGAGCUGCAUCCACUCUUCGUAGUUAAUUAUUACCUUUCCAUUUUCCAUCCCCUGCUAUGAUACUGAGAAGAUGAGCAAUCAAACUCCGAGUUUAAUUGUUCUUCUCCUACUCUGUUCCCAUCUCAGCCUUGUCCUCUCAUGGAAGAAAGACGAGUUCAGAACCUGCCACCAGACCCCAUUCUGCAAGCGAGCACGAUCCCGCACCCCCGGUUCCUGCUCUCUCAUAGCCACCCACGUCACCAUAUCCGACGGUGACCUCACUGCCAAAUUAAUCCCCAAAGAUCAACCCCAACCUGAAACCAAACCCUUGAUCCUCACUCUCACCGUUCACCAAAACGCUAUCCUACGCCUCAAGAUCGACGAAGACCCUUCUCUCUCCCCUCCCAAAAACCGCUUCCAAGUCCCUGACGUCGUCGUUUCCCACUUCCCCUCAACCAAACUUUGGCUCCAACGCUUCUCCUCCCAAGACUCUGCUUCCUCCUCCGUCUACCUUUCCGACGGUUACUCCGUGGUCCUCCGCCACGAUCCCUUCGAGUUCUAUGUCCUCGACGAGGGUUCCGGCGACCGCGUCAUCUCUCUUAACUCUCACGGCCUUUUCGAUUUCGAACAAUUGAGGGAGAAAAACGAAGGCGAAGAUUGGGAAGAGAGGUUCCGCAGCCACACUGACACCAGACCCUACGGUCCCCAAUCCAUUAGCUUCGAUGUAUCCUUCUACGACGCGGAUUUCGUCUACGGUAUUCCCGAACGCGCCACCAGUCUCGUGUUGAAGCCAACCAGAGGACCCAACGUGGAGGAAUCAGAACCCUACAGGCUCUUCAACUUGGAUGUUUUUGAGUACAUUCACGAUUCUCCUUUUGGUCUCUAUGGUUCAAUUCCCUUCAUGAUCUCGCACGGGAAAACCAGGGGUAGUUCUGGGUUUUUCUGGCUCAAUGCUGCUGAGAUGCAAAUCGAUGUUCUUGCUUCUGGUUGGGAUGCUGAGUCUGGGAUUGCUCUUCCUUCGUCUCAGAACAGGGUUGACACGUUCUGGAUGAGUGAAGCUGGUGUGGUGGAUACGUUCUUUUUUGUUGGGCCUCAGCCUAAGGAUGUUUUACGCCAGUACACUGCGGUGACCGGAACUUCGGCGAUGCCACAGCUGUUUUCGAUUGCUUAUCACCAGUGCAGGUGGAAUUAUCGUGAUGAAGAGGAUGUUGAGCAUGUGGAUUCUAAGUUUGAUGAGUUGGACAUUCCCUAUGAUGUUUUGUGGCUUGAUAUUGAGCAUACCGAUGGGAAGAGGUAUUUUACUUGGGAUACGGUUCUUUUCCCUCAUCCUGAGGAGAUGCAGAGGAAGUUGUCUGCUAAGGGGAGACACAUGGUUACCAUUGUGGAUCCUCAUAUUAAGCGUGAUGAGGAUUUUCAUUUGCACAAGGAGGCCUCGCAGAAGGGAUAUUAUGUUAAGGAUGCCCGUGGUAAUGACUUUGAUGGUUGGUGCUGGCCUGGCUCAUCGUCUUACCCUGAUACGUUGAACCCUGAAAUUAGGUCCUGGUGGGCUGAGAAGUUUUCUUAUCAGAAUUAUGUUGGUUCUACUCCUUCCCUUUACAUUUGGAAUGACAUGAAUGAACCUUCUGUCUUCAAUGGUCCUGAGGUGACAAUGCCUAGAGAUGCAGUACACUAUGGAAGUGUGGAACAUCGGGAGAUGCACAAUGCCUAUGGAUAUUACUUCCACAUGGCAACAGCUGAUGGGCUAUUGAAGCGUGGUGAGGGGAAAGACAGACCAUUUGUUUUGUCAAGAGCAAUGUUUGCGGGAAGUCAGAGGUAUGGAGCAAUUUGGACUGGGGAUAACACUGCUGAUUGGGAUCACCUAAGGGUUUCUAUUCCAAUGGUUUUGACCCUUGGUCUUGCUGGGAUGUCAUUCUCUGGUGCUGAUAUUGGUGGAUUUUUUGGGAAUCCUGAACCUGAGUUAUUGGUUCGAUGGUAUCAGAUAGGAGCUUACUAUCCUUUCUUUAGGGCCCAUGCCCAUCAUGACACCAAAAGACGAGAACCUUGGUUGUUUGGAGAACGAAAUACAGAAUUGAUUAAGGAUGCUAUACAUGUUCGUUAUGCACUUCUCCCAUAUUUCUACACAUUAUUCAGGGAGGCUAACACUACUGGCAUUCCUGUGGUCCGUCCAUUGUGGAUGGAAUUCCCAUCUGAUGAAGCUACUUUUACCAAUGAUGAAGCUUUCAUGGUUGGGAACAGUCUUUUAGUGCAAGGGAUCUAUACUGAGCGAGCUAAGCAUGCAUCAGUUUAUUUGCCUGGAAAACAAUCCUGGUAUGACCUUAGAAGUGGAACUGUGUACAAGGGAGGGGUGACACACAAGUUGGAGGUUACAGAGGAGAGCAUUCCUGCUUUCCAGAGAGCUGGAACCAUUCUUACAAGGAAAGACCGAUUUCGGCGAAGUUCCACUCAGAUGGUUAACGAUCCCUAUACUCUGGUUAUAGCUCUGAAUAGUUCCCAAGCAGCUGAAGGUGAUCUCUACAUUGAUGAUGGUAGCAGCUUUAAUUUUCUGGAAGGGGCCUACAUCCACAGACGUUUUAUUUUCGCAAAUGGGAAACUUACUUCUGUAGACCUGGCACCUGCUGUUGGUAGCAAUGUGCGUUAUCCAUCAGAUGCUGUCAUUGAGAGGAUUAUCUUGCUAGGACAUGCUUCUGGCGCAAAGAGUGCACUCAUUGAACCAUCAAAUCAGAAGGUUGAUAUUGAACUUGGCCCGCUUUGGGUUCAAAGGGCACGUUCGCCAGCUGUCAUGACCAUACGUAAACCUAAUGUCCAUGUUGCAGAAGAUUGGACUGUAAAAAUUUUGUAACUCGUUUAAAUUUCUUGUUUGAGGGAAUUUGAUGUUCAAUUCUACUGGCAGUGCAAAUCAAGAUUUUGUUUCUGGAGUUGAGUUGAUAGUUCAACCGCAAACACGGGUAAUAAGAAGAAAAAAAAGCUUUAGGUUUUGAAGAAUGCAUAUGCGCCAAUUCAGUUUCAGCGGUUUGUUUAAUUUAGGAUUUGAGAACUUAAAAAGAUUAAUACUUGGAAGUUGUGACUCCGUUGUUGUCUACGGGAAUUAAUUUUAUAAGGAUAAAUUUUUAUCAUCUGGAAUUAUCUGUUUAUGCCUUUGGGAAAAGUUGAUGUGAUGAAUGCCAUAAAUUAGUCGUUAGUGUAUACAGUUAUUAUAUUUUUAUCU